AUGUUGCAACGGACGCGGUAUGUUCUUCUGCCUUUUCGCACUUACUCCUCUCUGCCAGUCGGCACGAAAUCAAAACUGAAAGAUGGGCCAUCUUUCGAGGAUUUCGUCGGUUCAAGUUCUGUCGACGAAGCUGUUGCUAAGUAUAAAGGAAAACUAAAGCUGUUAAAAGGCGAGUGUCGACUACGGUUGCCAGAUUGGCUCAAGAAGGAGAAGGUCCAGCCCAGUGAGAACGCUAACGUUUUACGUUUGAAGAAGCAAUUGAAGGGACUAAAAUUAUCUACUGUUUGUGAAGAAGCUAGAUGUCCAAACUUGGGCGAAUGUUGGGGAGGUUCAGAAGAUUCCCUUUCCACGGCAACAAUCUUGCUAAUGGGCGAUACCUGCACACGAGGUUGCAGAUUUUGCUCAGUAAAAACAUCCCGUAAACCGCCUCCUUUGGAUCCUUCAGAACCGGAAAACACAGCAAAGGCUGUCAAAUCAUGGGACGUGGACUACAUUGUUUUGACAUCAGUCGAUCGGGACGACAUUGAAGAUGGAGGUGCAUCGCAUAUCUUUCGAACAGUUCAGCUUAUGAAGAAGGAAAGGCCAGAGUUGCUAAUUGAGUGCCUGUUACCUGAUUUCGCUGGUAACGUUGAAAGUAUCGAUAUGAUGGCCCAGAGUGGACUUGAUGUUUACGCACAUAAUAUUGAAACCGUUGAGCGUUUAACGCCAUGGGUUCGUGACCCAAGGGCUAAAUACUUUCAGUCACUUGAAGGUUUAAAACGAGCAAAGGCAACGAACCGGAAGCUGGUUACUAAAACAUCAAUAAUGCUUGGUCUUGGGGAAGAAGACAACGAGGUUAUGAAAUGCUUAGCUGAUUUACGGCAACAUGAUGUCGAUGUUAUCACCUUCGGGCAGUACAUGCAACCAACAAAAAGGCACUUACUGGUGAAGGAAUGGAUUACACCACAAAAAUUUCACGAGUGGACUAAAAUCGCUCGUAAUAUGGGAUUCCUAUACGUUGCAUCUGGUCCGUUGGUGCGAUCAUCUUACAAAGCGGGUGAAUUUUACCUGAAAAAUGUUCUCCGAAAGAGGAAUCAGUAA
Molecule: messenger RNA, 1080 nt
Organism: Angiostrongylus costaricensis
Lineage: Eukaryota; Metazoa; Nematoda; Chromadorea; Rhabditida; Metastrongylidae
Source: the annotation of a GenBank genome assembly